AGACGACGCACUCCUUUAUAUUUGUUGAACCUACAGUAAACAUCAAACAGUUCUUCUAUCUUUUCUUCGUCUACUUGAAUUAGCAGGGAAUCGUCGAUCCCCCAGGAACCAUAGAAGUGAGAUCUUGUCCUUCCUUGUCUUCAUCUUCAUCUUCCUAACAUCUUCCCUUUAGCCUCGUCUUUUCUCUCUUUUUUCAAUCGCUUCAUCUCUUUAGUUGAUCGGAAUCUAAUCUUCUUCUGGUCAAUAUGCGCCUUCUCGUCCUCCUUUCUCUGUUUCUCCUCACCACCCCCCUCACAUCUGCCAAGUUUAGUCCCAUCUGCAUCAAAGUCGUCACAGCGCUGGCCAGCCGACCGAACGAUUUAUUCGAGACAUUUCAGCGCGAAAUCUGUGACAAAGGAUGCCAGCCAACGGUGCCUCACUGGGAUCUCUGGACUCGUAAUAACACCUUUGUCCCGGCUGUGCGCAGUGUGAUGCGACACUUGAAUGCUCCAAAGCAGGAGGAGGCUAUGGUGAAACUCGGGGAUGAAGUGGCGGACAUCAUCAAGCGCCGUUGCGGACCCAAACUCCAGGGACGCGAUAUCUGCGCAGACUCGGACAUCCUGGCUGCCUUUGGGAACUGCUUCAAGACGAACUUUGUGAGGGCUGCCAUGAGCAACUUACCAGCCUUGCUCCCGAUGGCUUCUGAGCCAGUGUGCCGCAAACAAUAUGAAUAUCUCCAAUCGGACGACCUGUGGGACGAAAUCAUCCCGAAUAAUAUGCGAGAGUAUGCGAGAGUGUGUAAGGAGUUGCGAUGGGAGCCAGUGAUGGGGGGGAUGAAUCUGAAUACGUUCUCAGGCGCCUUCUUUCCUUGAUGACGAGUGUACAAACAAUAUAUAUCGUGAGAGUAUCUGGUAAAUCAAUCAAGUAAGAGAGAUAUUUAUUACCGUACUUGAUUAAUUCA
Molecule: messenger RNA, 940 nt
Organism: Aspergillus ochraceoroseus IBT 24754
Lineage: Eukaryota; Fungi; Ascomycota; Eurotiomycetes; Eurotiales; Aspergillaceae
Exons: 1
Coding region: 246-851 (201 amino acids)
Source: RefSeq, a predicted model, not a curated record